AUGGGCGCUCUAUCGGAAAAGCCCACGGCUGUCCAACAGCCUCGAAACGAUACGGAAUCAGAUGUCGAAAAGGAUCAACAGAAUCUUGGUGAAGGAGGUUACUUUAGAAUCUUUCGAUAUGGAUCCCGAAAAGAGCACAUGAUGCAGGCAGCCGGCGUGGCCUUCGCCAUGGCCUCGGGUGUCGGCGUGGCCAUGGUAAACUUGAUCUUUGGCCAGUUUAUCACCGUUGUGACGGGCUACACUACGGGCGCGUCUUCACCGGAUGAGCUUCGCAAAGAAUCAAGCCGCCUUGCACUGUACUUCUUCCUCCUCGGCCUGGGACGAUUCUUCGUCACAUACUUAUACAGCUCGCUCUUCACACUCGCCGCUUACAGAAUCACACGCAACAUCCGCCAUGAAUACCUAAAAUCGGGACUGAGGCAGGAGAUUGGAUAUUUCGACUCUGGGGUUGGAGGCUCCAUCUCGAUGCAGGCUGCCGCGAAUGGCAAGUUGGUCCAGGGCGGGAUAUCAGAGAAGCUUGGGUUGCUGGUUCAGGGCUUGUCGGCGUUCAUCUCUGCCUUUGCCCUGGCCUUUGCCACCCAGUGGAAGCUGACUCUCAUUACGAGCUGCAUCACCCCUGCUAUUCUUAUCAUCACGGGCACUGCCUCCGCCAGGAACGCGUCCAUCGACACUAAGGUGCUCGCUGUCAAUGCUCGGGCUGCAUCACUGGCGGAGAGUAUCCUAUCCAGCGCACGCACUAUACAUGCCUUUGGGCUGCGGAAACGAUUGGUCGGGACUCUGAAUAAGCAUCUUUCGGAGUCAGCCAGGUUGGGGCACAAGAAGAAUCCCAUCAUUGGCACUUUCUUCUCUGCAGAGUACUUUGUCAUCUAUGCAGGGAUGGGUUUGUGUUUCUGGCAAGCUAUCCGUAUGAUUGCACGAGGAGAAGUCCAGAAUCCUGGUGAUGUGUUCACUGUCCUGAUGUCCGUCAUCACCGCCUCGUCGAGUUUGACCUCAAUAGCACCAUACAUGGUUGACUUCACAAAGGCCACAGUGGCCGCCACGGAGCUAUUCCGGCUCAUGGACCGAACUUCGUCCAUCGACCCUUUUGACGAGACGGGCGAGAAGCCGCAGGAAGUGCCAGGGCAUGUCGAGAUCGAGAAUGUCACCUUCAGCUACCCCAUGCGCCCGACCAUCCCAGUCCUUGAGGACUUCUCGCUCAACAUUCCGGCAGGGAAAGUGACGGCUCUGGUGGGUGCCAGCGGUUCCGGAAAAAGCACUAUUGUUGGUCUCUUGGAGAGGUGGUACAGCCCCAGCGCGGGCACCAUUAAGCUCGACGGUAAGCCCAUUGACAAGCUCAACCUCCGAUGGCUCAGGCAGCACGUCCGAUUAGUCCAGCAGGAGCCAGUCCUGUUCUCCGGGUCGGUAUAUGACAAUAUCGUAAACGGGCUGGUUGGCACUCCCUGGGAGACAGACUCUCGCGAGGAGAAGAUGGCCCGAGUGCAGGACGCAGCCAAGGUUGCCUUUGCUCAUGACUUCAUCAGUGCACUUCCUGAUAGUUACGACACUGUCAUUGGCGAAAGGGGUGGUCUGCUAUCUGGCGGCCAGAAGCAGCGGGUGGCUAUUGCGAGGAGCAUUAUCUCCGAGCCUCGCAUUCUUCUGCUCGACGAGGCAACGAGUGCGCUAGAUCCCCAUGCUGAAGAGAUUGUUCAGAAGGCCCUUUCGAACGUGUCCCAAGGCCGCACGACCAUCACCAUCGCACAUAAGCUGGCAACUAUCCGGGCGGCGGACAACAUCGUCGUCAUGCGGCAGGGAAAGGUGAUUGAACAGGGCACGCAUGAAACACUGAUGAGCCAAGACGGCGCCUAUGCCCGCCUGGUCCAGGCGCAGGACUUGUCAGUGACGUCUAAUGCCGAGCCCGAUGAGACCAGCUCUUCCGAAUCAGCAGAUGACACUGAUGGCGAGCCUGGUGACAAGAAUGUUUUGCACCACUCACUGACAGGAUACUCGACAACGACGAGGAAGCAGAUGGAUGCGCGCUUGGUCAACGAAGACUUCGAGAAAUGGAAGAGGGUAGGGUUUUUUGCUACCCUCCAGCGUUUGAUCUCUAUGACACCGGAGAUGAAAUGGCGCUACCUCAGGCUACUCCUCGCCAUCGUUGUGGCUGCUGGUACGUUCCCUGGUCAAGCUAUGCUGAUGUCGCGGCUUGUCAAUGUCUUCCAGUAUACGGGGUCCGAGAUGGAGGAAAAAGGAAACUUCUUCGCCCUCAUGAAUCUCGUCAUCGCUAUUGGUUGCUUGGUUGUAUACUUCAUCAUUGGCUAUACUGCCAAUUCGAUUAGCACGACAUUCGGCAGCAAGUGCGGUAAACACAUGGUCGAUGAUAUCAUCCGCCAAGAUUUGCAGUUUUUUGAUCGCCCGGAGAACACCACUGGUGCUCUUGCUGAGCGGGUGACCUCUUACCCCUACUCCAUCUUUGAGCUCAUGGGGUUCAACAUUGCCCUCAUCUCCAUCUCUGCCCUUGGCGUCGUGGCCUGCUCUAUUUUCGCUCUGGUUCAAGGCUGGAAACUCGGCGUCGUCAUCGUCUUUGCCGGCCUUCCGCCCAUGAUCUUGGCUGGCCACCUCCGCAUGAAGCUCGAGUCUGCAAUGGAUGUCAAGAUCUCUCAUCGAUUCUCUACCAGUGCUUCCAUUGCGUCCGAGGCCAUUGGUGCCAUCCGAACUGUAUCCUCCUUGUCUCUUGAGCCAACUGUGUUGGACAGAUAUACGGCUGAAUUGGAUGCUGGUAAUGGAUAUGCCACCAAACCCGUACUAUUGACUAUGAUUCCAUUUGCUUUUACUCAGAGUGUGGAGUAUUCUUUCAUGGCUUUGGGAUUCUGGUAUGGAUGCCGGCUUGUGUCUUUUGGCGAGAUGGAUAUCGUCAGCUUCUUUUCAGCGUAUCUCGGAGUCUUCUUCGCGGGACAGCAAGCCUCGGUCAUGUAUGGGUUUGCAAGCAGCAUAACCAAGGCCGUCAAUGCCGCCAACUACAUGUUCUGGCUCUCUGAGCUCCAGCCAUCGAUCCGGGAGACGGAGGACAACCGAGCUGUUGGCCCCAAGGAGUGCUCUCCGCUCGAGCUCAAGGAUGUUCACUUUUCCUAUCCACUCCGCCCCGAGGCACGCGUACUACGCGGUAUCAACCUCGAUAUCCAAAAAGGCCAGUUUGUCGCCUUCGUUGGUGCCUCUGGUUGUGGUAAGAGCACGAUGAUCUCGAUGCUAGAGCGCUUCUACGAUCCAGUCAAGGGUCACAUCAGGAUUGAUGACAGAAACAUCGAUGAGAUGAACCCCUGGCUCUACCGCAACGAAGUCGCCCUGGUACAACAAGAGCCGAUUCUUUACCCGGACACGAUCCGAAGGAACAUUGCCAUGGGUCUGCCUUCCGACGACGACGACUCCCCUGUGUCGGACGAGCAGAUCAUCGAGGCUUGCCGAGCCGCCAACGCCUGGGAUUUCAUCUGCUCGCUGCCCGACGGUCUCGAGACCCCGUGCGGCUCCAAUGGCCUGCAGCUUUCGGGCGGCCAGCGCCAGCGUAUCGCAAUUGCGCGGGCACUUAUCCGCAAGCCACGCGUGCUGCUGCUUGAUGAGGCCACGAGCGCGCUGGACACACAGUCGGAGCGUGUUGUGCAAGAUGCAAUCAACGAGGCGGCGGCAUCGGGCGAUCGCAUCACUGUGGCCGUUGCGCACCGUCUGUCGACCAUCAGGCAUGCGGAUGUGAUCUGCGUCUUCCAGGAUGGUCGGAUCGUAGAGAGGGGGACGCACGAGCAGCUCAUUGCUCUGGGGGGCAUCUAUCGGGGACUUUGCGAGUCGCAGAAUCUGGGCGCUUAA
This is a messenger RNA of Clonostachys solani, 3831 nucleotides long. The record is from the annotation of a GenBank genome assembly. NCBI's taxonomy places the organism in Eukaryota, Fungi, Ascomycota, Sordariomycetes, Hypocreales, Bionectriaceae.